AUGGCCUUGAAACCUGAGGACCCCUGCGGUGGGUUCCAGCAUGGCGAGGUAGUGGCCUUCAUCAACGAGAAAAUGGCCAGGCACGCAAAAGGCCCUGAGUUCUACCUCGAGAAUAUAUCCCUGUCCUGGGAGGAGGUGGAAGACAAGCUCAGGGCCAUCCUGGAGGACGGUGCGGUGCCCAGCGAGGCCAAAGAGGCCUGCGCCUGGAGCAGUCUGGCCCUGGGCGUGCGCUUCGCCUGCAGGCAGGGCCAGUUACACGAGCGCAGGGUGCAGCGGCUGCAAGACUUGGCCAAAGUGCACAAGUCCACCACGGAGGAGUUGGCCUCAGACCUGAAAAAGCUCACAGCUCAGCAGGAGAUGGAGCGCAAGGAGGCAGCCUUUCGGCUGCGGCAGACGCAGGCCAACCUGAUGGAGAUGCGGAAGGAAAGGGACCUCCUGAAGUGGAAGCUCCUCCGGGCUGUAAGAUUACCCGAACUUAGUCCCUGCCCCGUCUCCCCGCUCUGCCCCGCGUCCCCAGAACUGGUCUCAACUGUCCCCACUUCUCUCCAGGAGCUGGGGUCUCCCCGGGAGCAGGUCGACAAGGAGCCAGUCCGGGCCACUGCCAGUGGGGCUGGGACAGAAAGAGCAGGUGAGAAGAAAGAGGAGGUGAGCGUGGCUGCUGCUACUACUGCCACCGCCGCUGGCGCUGCAGGAGGAGGAGGAAGACAGAAGGAUGCGGAGGGGGAGGAGGCUGCAAAGGAGCUGGGUGGAGGCCUUGUGCAGCUUCUUGGAGCUCUGGAGCAGAAAAAUUACCCCUCUGGCGGGCAGAGGGAGGGAGGUCUCAGGUCUGCGGAAACAGCCAUGUUUUACUUCUCUGAGACCAUGGAGCCCGGGUCCACAGUUUCCCCAGCACCCCUUCCUGUGCAGCUCCCGGCCUCAUUCACAUACUCCUAUUCAUGCCCCUUACUCCCUUUUCCAGAUGCACCCACAGCAUCCCCACCAGCAGCAAUGUUCAGGGCAGGAGCUCCGUCUCAGUCGUCUCCUCACUGGGGGCCCUCUAAUGUUAGCUUAUGGCCUGAUGUGGGGGCCCAGGGAAUAGAUCCUGAAUCCCAGAGAGACAAGAGAGGCUUCGAUCCCCAUGGUCAGGGAAGACCUCCAGUAUUUCGCAGGCCCGGGGACUGGGACUGCCCUUGGUGUAAGGCUGUGAAUUUUUCACGGAGGGAAAUUUGCUUCCGCUGUGGGAGGGGAAUCUGGCUACAAAACCCUUGA
Molecule: messenger RNA, 1248 nt
Organism: Ceratotherium simum simum (southern white rhinoceros)
Lineage: Eukaryota; Metazoa; Chordata; Mammalia; Perissodactyla; Rhinocerotidae
Source: RefSeq, a predicted model, not a curated record